Molecule: messenger RNA, 845 nt
Organism: Octopus bimaculoides (California two-spot octopus)
Lineage: Eukaryota; Metazoa; Mollusca; Cephalopoda; Octopoda; Octopodidae
Product: pre-mRNA-splicing factor SPF27
Biological process (GO): mRNA processing
Cellular component (GO): precatalytic spliceosome; catalytic step 2 spliceosome; Prp19 complex
Source: RefSeq, a predicted model, not a curated record
CUUAAAUGUAUCUAACUAAAACAGCUUGAUUCUUUACACCGUGUUGACGUGCAAAAUGGCUGGCGAAGUUAUUGUAGAUGCUUUACCCUAUUAUGAUAAAGGUUACGAGGAACCUGGUGUGAGAGAUGCAGCACUUGCUCUUGUUGAAGAAGAAACCAGGCGAUACAGACCAACAAAAAAUUAUCUUGACAAUCUGCCACCUCCAAAUUACUCAGCUUUUGAAACAGAAAUAAUGAAGACUGAAAUUGAGCGUCUUCAAUCUCGAUUGCCAAUGGAGAUGUUAAGUAUGAAAAGAUAUGAAUUACCACAACCUCCAGCAGGUAAAAUGACAGAUAUAUCAGCAUGGAAUGAAUGUGUGGAAAAUUCUCAAGCACAAUUGGAGCAUCAGGCUCUACGAAUUUUGAAUCUAGAACUCAUGGCAGAACAUGGAUGCAAUGCCUGGAAAAAAUAUAAUACUCUCUUGGUUCAAAUUGUUGAACAAUGCCAGAAACAGCUUCAAGACAUAAAAAAACAAAUUCAAGAUAUUAAUUGGCAGCGGAAAAAUGAACAAACUGAAGCUGGAGGUAAACUAAAGGAUUUAGAAAGCCAGUGGGUAGGCCUCGUCAGUAAAAAUUAUGAAAUAGAAAGAGCUUGUGCAGAACUGGAGAAAGAAAUACUUGAGUCAGAGAAGAAGAAGAUGACCUUUUAACUAUUCUCCACUUCACAAUUCUCAGUACACAUGUGGUUGAAUCAAAGUGUGUAAAACAUCACUGUCAAUGCUUACAUGGAAUCUGCAUUAUAUCUGAAAAACCUCUGUAUAUUUGUUUCCAAUGUUCUUUUCUGAAUAAAUUUUUUAAGAAAAUCAA